AUGGGGCAGACGUGCUUGGAGCCAUAUAUUGAAGGAAGGAAGGCAGCCACGGCCGCUUUCAUUCUUUUCUCUGGCGAGAGUGGAACUUCACGUGUGGUAACCAUAACCUAAAAUUUUAACACGUGUAAAUUCUAUACUUUCGGUUUAGAUAUCGUAGCGUGUAUAAGUAUUCAGACACGGUCAGUGAUUUUUUUAGAAAAUAUUUUGGAAUUAUUUCCAAAAAAAAAAUAUAUAUAUAUAUAUAUAUAUUUGUAAAUAGAGAUUUGAAAGGAUUAAGAAAAAAUAUAUUGGAAGAAAAGGAUAGUGGCCAAAUAAUCAUAAAUAUCCUCGGAGAAGGCUGAUGGCACGAUACCUUAGUCGUCAAUCAGAAGAAGAUAACACGUGUAAACUCACGUGUAACUGAAAUUAUAUAGCACAGAUGCUAAUUAAUUUUUGUUUACUACUUCGAAAAGAAGUAAUUUAAAUCUAAUAAUUCCCAAGUUGGUGAGCAUUUAUAUUUUGACACAAAGGAGAAAAAUCUAAGCUAGCAAGAUGUCUGAAAUGGACAAGGGAGCGGAGCACAAGUCUCACAGGGAACGUACUGCAGGGCGUAAAGCAGAGAAAAAGAAGAUAAAGAAGCAACGCAUUGGAGAGUUAACGGAUAAGCAGAGAAAUCCAAAGGCAUUUACGUUCAACUCAGUGGUGAAGGCUGAAAGAAAAUUCAGACGCAAGCAGGAUAUUGAGACCAAGAAACAACAUAUACCUUUGAUCGACAGAACACCCUUGGAACCACCACCAGUCCUAGUGGCUGUGGUAGGUCCCCCAAAGGUGGGAAAGUCCUUGGUUAUCCAAUGUUUGAUCAAGAGCUAUGUGAAGCAGCCUUUGACCAACAUAUCGGGUCCAGUCACUGUUGUAUCUGGCAAGAAGCGAAGAGUAACAUUUAUGGAGUGUAACAACGACAUCAACAGCAUGAUAGACAUCGCUAAGGUGGCAGAUCUGGUGUUGCUACUGGUGGAUGCAUCCUUUGGAUUUGAGAUGGAGAUAUUCGAGUUCCUGAAUAUAUGUCAGGUACAUGGUAUGCCUAGGAUAAUGGGAGUGCUCACUCAUCUGGACUUGAUCAAGGACGCCAAGCAAAUGAGGAAAACCAAGAAGGCACUGAAACAUCGUUUCUGGACGGAGGUGUACGCCGGCGCUAAGCUUUUCUAUCUUUCGGGGUUACUGCAUGACGAGUACCUGCGUACGGAAAUAAAAAAUCUGGCGCGCUUCAUAUCGGUCAUGAAGUUCAGACCCUUGACUUGGCGCACCACACAUCCUUAUAUUUUAGCUGACAGAGUGGAGGACUUGACGUCGCCGGAAUUAAUUAGGCAGAAUCCAAAGACAGACAGGACAAUCAGUUUGUAUGGAUAUGUCAGAGGAAUACCUUUGAAUAAAGAAACAUCCGUUCACAUACCCGGUUGCGGAGACAUGAAGAUCAAAGACGUGAGUUUCUUGUCGGAUCCUUGUCCCCUUCCGGAGCAGAUCAAGAAGCGUGCUCUAGUGGAGAAGGAACGGCUGAUCUAUGCGCCGUUUUCCGGCGUCGGCGGAAUAGUCUAUGACAAGGACGCCGUUUACGUGGAGCUGGGCGGCAGUCAUUCCUACAAACAAGAGGACACGGGUCUAGCUGGUGCCUUAAUGGACACGCAAGAAACGCUGGACCAGAAACUGCAGCGCAGUGAACUGCAAUUGUUCAGUGACGCCGCGCCGAUUAAGUCACAGGACGUAAACGACAUCAUGGCAUCGUACACCGGCACAUUGGUGACGGAGAACGGCAGAGUUCGUCGGAAAGUGAUAUUCAAUGAUGAAGUAUUUGAGAACGAUUCGGAUGAAGAUCAUGACGAUGACAAUAACGAUGACGAUAACGAUGACGAUAAUGAUGACGAUAACGAUAACGGUAACGAUGACAAUGCCGAGGAUGACGAGGAUGAAUCGAGCGAUGAGGAAAUAAUACAAUUUAAUGAGAAAAACAGCAAAAGAAAAAGAAACGAAGAAGAUACACACAAUAAAAAGAAGAAACUUUCGGUCAAUGUGGAAGACGAAAGUAAUGAUAUAAAUCUUGAAGAAGAGGAAGAAGAAGUUGUGGACGAAUUAAAAUGGAAGAUGAACUUAGCUGAAAAAGCGAAAGAAGCAUUCAUAAAUCGUCAACAAAGUAAUAAGAACUUGAUGAAACUAGUCUACGAUUCACUUGACAAGAAUGACUUAUCGGGGGAGACAAAGGAAGAGGAAGAGGACAACGAGAUCGGUGAAAACAUAGGUAUGAUACUGCGAACGGUUCAAAAGGAACAAAAAAAAAAGAUCCAGGACCGGGAGCUACAGGAUCAAGAGGAGUCUGUGUUCUUCACAACAGAGAGUCCGCGUAAUUGGCUAGAAGAGGCAAACAAGGCAUUACUGCUGAAUCUUUUCGUGACAGGUAAAUGGAAGGAAUCGGAGGAUGCCGAGGAGCUUCUGAAACUGGACGAUCUAGACGACAACGAGGAGAUGUACGGCGAUUUCGAGGACUUCGAUACCGGGCGAAAGCACGAGAGCGGAACUCAAAAGACAUCCAAAGACUUACCAGCAGACGAAAUAGAUGAGAAAAAGAAGCUGCUGGAGAAAAAAAGGAAACUGAAGGAGCAGUUCAACGCAGAGUACGAUAAUUCGGAGACGAAGACGUACUACGACGAACUGAAAGCUGAGGUCGAGAGGCAGGCAGCCAUCAACAAGUCGGAGUUCGAAGGCUUGGACGACAACAUGAGAGUGCAGCUGGAGGGCUACCGGCCCGGGAUGUAUGUGCGCGUCGAGAUCGAGACAGUGCCGUGCGAGCUGAUCACGCAGUUGGAUCCAACAUAUCCACUUAUCCUAGGCGGUCUGUUGCACGGCGAAGAGAAUAUUGGUUACGUGCAAGCGCGCGUCAAAAAGCACCGGUGGUACUCGCGAAUUCUCAAGAGUCGCGAUCCACUUAUUUUCUCGGUGGGCUGGCGGCGGUUCCAAUCGUUGCCGAUUUACUCAAAGCUGGAGGACAAUUUGCGCCACAGGAUGCUGAAGUAUACUCCGGAACAUGUGGCCUGUAUGAGCUACCUGUGGGGUCCCAUCACGCCGCAGGGCACCGGAAUAUUGGCAGUACAAGACAUCGCCAGCAGAGAGCCAGGCUUUCGCAUUGCGGUGACCGGCUCGAUUGUAGAGACGGAGAAAAGUGUGCAUGUGGCGAAGAAGCUUAAACUUACCGGUGUACCUUUGAAGAUCUACCGUAAGACUGCGUUCAUCAAGGAUAUGUUCAACAGUGCGCUGGAAGUCGCUAAGUUCGAGGGCGCCAAAAUCAAGACGGUGUCGGGUAUCCGUGGCCAGAUUAAAAAAGCAGUGGCCAACCCAGAGGGCUGCUUCCGCGCUACGUUCGAGGACAAGAUACAGUUGAGUGACAUAGUGUUCUGCCGCACGUGGUACAAGGUUGACGUGCCGCGCUUCUACAACCCGGUGACGUCGCUGCUGUUACCACUAGCGGAGAAGAAUCAAUGGCGAGGCAUGAAGACCACCGGACAACUGAAGCGGGAAAAUAACAUCCGCGCCGAAGCCAACAGAGAUUCCAUGUACACGUCGAUCCAACGAGAAGUCAAGGUGUUCAAGCCGCUAUUCGUCCCACGAAAGUUGCAGAAGGAAUUGCCGUACAGAGACAAGCCGAAACCUAAAUCGUUACCCAAUCGCAAUCCCAAAUUCGGACCAGGCAGAGUCGCCGUGGUGCGGGAGCCCAGUGAGCAGAAAGUUGCACGUCUCAUGAGAAUGAUUAGGACGAAUUAUGCGCGCAAGCAGCAGCAGCUCAAGGAGGCGACAACGAAGAGAAUCACGGAUUACCAAGCGCGAGUCGCGGCGGAGGAAGCUAAGAAGAUGAAAAAACAGAGAGAAGUGAAGAAAGAAAUAUUUAGAGAUCUGAGUAAACUAGAAAAGAAGAAGAAACGAUGAAGCAUUUGAAAAAGUAUAUAAACGUUUACUUCAUCGUCUUUUUCCUCUUCUCCUUCCUUUUCCCCAUCUUUGUUUCGAAAUUCGGAAAUUUUAAUUAAUAUUUUAACAAAAUCGGCAUAACUGAGACACAAACUAUUCUAAAUUUCUUUAGCCAAGAUUUUAACCGAAAUGGUUAGCAGAUAGUAACAAAGAAGAACAAAAAUUUAAUAUAAUGAUAAGAGGUUAGAAAAUAGUCAGAAUAGGAAGCAGAGUUAGAAUUUUAUAAAGGAGAAUUUAAAGACAGAGUAUAUGGUAUUUAGAUGUAGGAGUGAGCCUGUGAUAAUUGCGAAGAUUGAGGAUUAAAAAAGAGAAAUUGAGAAUGUAAAAAGUAAAAAUAGUAGGAUAUAAGUUAAAUUUGAAUGUGUUGAAUGUAUUAGAUUUUAAGUAAAAUAAGAUAUGGAUGAAUAUGUGGUGUUGAGGAAUAAUUUUUAAAUCAAGUCCCUUCUUGGCAUGUAAGCUGAAAUAAUAAAUAUAUAUAUAGUAUGCAACAAUAUUGACAUAAGUCGAUAGCGAUUUUUAUUCAAAAUAAUAUAUAUUUUUACAGGAAAACAACUCGUAUACAUAUUGGAGGGAGAAAUAUAAAAAAAAUAAAAAAAUAUUCGGUGGAUAUAUUAAUAUACUUACUUAUACAGAGUGUCUCAGACAUCCAUGAUAACCCAUGUUGUGAGAACGUAGAACGGAUUGAGGUGAGCAAGAAAGUCCGUGCCGUUUUGCGAUAUUCGCAAUAGCUUUUGAGAAAUUAAUUAUUUUGUCUCAGCUAAUGAGAGUAGAGGAAGCGCAAGUCGAAAGAAAGAUGUCUUCGGCCGGCGCGCGAACGUAAUACACGCGAAUCGUGACUCGCUGCGUCCCUCCGCCUAUAGCUACGAACAUAGCGAGGGUUUGAUACACAUGUCAUGACAUCCGUGUGCCAAAUCGACGCUGAAUCUAAGUGUGUUGCCGCUUCGUUGUUCAUCUCUACAUAUACAUAUACAGCCGAAGCAACGACACGUUUCGAUUCGACACACGGAUAUGUCAUGCAUAAGUGUUAGUAUAUCAAGCUUCGCUGUGUCUCGUAGCUACGGGCGGAGGGUCGCAGUUGCACUCUCAUGUGGUCAUCAAAAUCUUCGAACUUCGACUUUUUGAUGCCUGCCUUUUGACCUCAGCUUUCAGUUUGUUGUAGUAUGAUUUUGUCUGCGAAUUGUCGUACUAUGCGUCGAAUUGCUCCUUCAGUUUGCCCUUUUCUCCAGCAGCUUCUUCUCAUCUAUUUCGUCUGCUGGUAAGUCCUCGGGCGUUUUUCGAGUUUCGCUUUCGUGCCUUCUGCCGGUAUCGAAGUCCUCGAAAUCGUAUAUAUCCUCCUCAUUAUCGUCAUUAUCUCUAUGUCAUCCAGCUUCAGAAGCUCCUUGGUAUCCUCCGAUUUCUUCCAUUUACCUGUUACGAAAAGAUUCAGCAAUAAUGCCUUGUUCGCCUCUUUUAGCCAAUUGCGCUCUCUGUUGUGAAGAACACAGACUCCUCUUGAUCCUGUAGCUCCCCGUCUUGGAUCUUUUGUUCCUUUUGAACCGUUCGCAGUAUCACACCUAUAUCUUCAAUGACCCUAUUGUCCUCUUCCUUUUCCUUUGUCUCCCCCGAUAAGUCUUAUCGAGUAAGUCGUAGACUAGUUUCAUCAGGUUAUAAUCAAAGGUACAUAAACGUUAACCAAAUAAUUAUAAGCAAUUUCUAAGAAAUGUAAAUAUAUCUCUCAGAAUAAGAAACUAAGGAGUAACUGC
Messenger RNA from Odontomachus brunneus, 5729 nucleotides. Its product is annotated as ribosome biogenesis protein BMS1 homolog. Gene Ontology annotation, molecular function: U3 snoRNA binding; GTP binding; GTPase activity. The transcript has 3 exons. Gene Ontology annotation, cellular component: nucleus; 90S preribosome. Lineage: Eukaryota; Metazoa; Arthropoda; Insecta; Hymenoptera; Formicidae. Gene Ontology annotation, biological process: ribosome biogenesis; endonucleolytic cleavage of tricistronic rRNA transcript (SSU-rRNA, 5.8S rRNA, LSU-rRNA); maturation of SSU-rRNA from tricistronic rRNA transcript (SSU-rRNA, 5.8S rRNA, LSU-rRNA). Bases 532 to 3948 code for a protein of 1138 amino acids. The record is from RefSeq and is a predicted model, not a curated record.